CGAAGAGGAGACACUCUCCGUACAACCGCUGAGUUUGGAACCUGUUAGUAUUGCUGACAGUAAGGACAACGUAGACGACGAUGACACUGAGGCUAGGCGUGCUCUGCCAGUUGUAAGGGUAACUGUUGAUGUAGUGAUAUGGAACCAGAGGUUGUCAUCUCAGAUGAAAUUGAUGUGGCAGUAGUAGAGUCAACUGACUUCAACUUUGAAGACUUGGAAGAAGAUAAGACGGACAAAGAAACUUCUGAAUCUACUCCUGAAGAAGACGAAGACAGUCUGGACAAGCAUGAUGAAGAAGCGACUUUUGAAACUGCUUCCACAGAGAUAGUUCCUAGAAGAGUUGUUUACAGAGAGAAGAUUGUGCAAUCAGAUGAACAUGACAAUAAUUCGUUAUCAGAUCUGAAAGGCAGUGAAGUCUCUCCUGAUUACAAUAUUCAAUAUGUCGAAGAAGAAACAAUUCCACAAGGUGGUGUCGUGAGGACUAUUUCUGGGAAAGUGACCGGGAGGUUUAAACGAAUUUUCAGGAGUUCUAAAGAAGAGAAAGCACCUGAACCAGAGGAAAUAUCAACCGAAGAGGAGACACUCUCCGUACAACCGCUGAGUUUGGAACCUGUUAGUAUUACUGACAGUAAAGACAACGUAGACUACGAUGACACUGAGGCUAGGCGUGCUCUGCCAGUUGUAAGGGUAACUGUUGAUGUAGGUGAUAUGGAACCAGAGGUUGUCAUCUCAGAUGAAAUUGAUGUGGCAGUGGUAGAGUCAACUGACUUCAACUUUGAAGACUUGGAAGAAGAUGAGACGGACAAAGAAACUUCUGAAUCUACUCCUGAAGAGGACAAAGACAGUCUGGACAAGCAUGAUGAAGAAGCGACUUUUGAAACUGCUUCCACAGAGAUAGUUCCUAGAAGAGUUGUUUACAGAGAGAAGAUUGUGCAGUCAGAUGAACAUGACAAUAAUUCGUUAUCAGAUCUGAAAGGCAGUGAAGUCUCUCCUGAUUACAAUAUUCAAUAUGUCGAAGAAGAAACAAUUCCACAAGGUGGUUUCGUGAGGACUAUUUCUGGGAAAGUGGCCGGAAGGUUUAAACGAAUUUUCCGAAGUUCUAAAGAAGAGAAAGCACCUGAACCAGAGGAAAUAUCGACCGAAAAGGAAACACUCUCCGUACAACCGCUGAGUUUGGAACCUGUUAGUAUUGCUGACAGUAAAGACAACGUAGACGACGAUGACACUGAGGCUAGGCGUGCUCUGCCAGUUGUAAGGGUAACUGUUGAUGUAGGUGAUAUGGAACCAGAGGUUGUCAUCUCAGAUGAAAUUGAUGUGGCAGUAGUAGAGUCAACUGACUUCUACUUUGAAGACUUGGAAGAAGAUGAGCCAGACAAAGAAACUUCUGACUCUAUUCCUGAAGAGGACAAAGACAGUCUGGACAACUAUGAUGAAGAAGCGACUUUUGAAACUGCUUCCACAGGGAUAGUUCCUAGAAGAGUUGUUUACAGAGAGAAGAUUGUGCAGUCAGAUGAACAUGACAAUAAUUCGUUAUCAGAUCUGAAAGGCAGUGAAGUCUCUCCUGAUUACAAUAUUCAAUAUGUCGAAGAAGAAACAAUUCCACAAGGUGGUGUCGUGAGGACUAUUUCUGGGAAAGUGACCGGAAGGUUUAAACGAAUUUUCCGAAGUUCUAAAGAAGAGAAAGCACCUGAACCAGAGGAAAUAUCGACCGAAGAGGAAACACUCUCCGUACAACCGCUGAGUUUGGAACCUGUUAGUAUUACUGACAGUAAAGACAACGUAGACUACGAUGACACUGAGGCUAGGCGUGCUCUGCCAGUUGUAAGGGUAACUGUUGAUGUAGGUGAUAUGGAACCAGAGGUUGUCAUCUCAGAUGAAAUUGAUGUGGCAGUGGUAGAGUCAACUGACUUCAACUUUGAAGACUUGGAAGAAGAUGAGACGGACAAAGAAACUUCUGAAUCUACUCCUGAAGAAGACGAAGACAGUCUGGACAAGCAUGAUGAAGAAGCGACUUUUGAAACUGCUUCCACAGAGAUAGUUCCUAGAAGAGUUGUUUACAGAGAGAAGAUUGUGCAGCCAGAUGAACAUGACAAUGAUUCGUUAUCAGAUCUGAAAUGCAGUGAAGUCUCUCCUGAUUACAAUAUUCAAUAUGUCGAAGAAGAAACAAUUCCACAAGGUGGUUUCGUGAGGACUAUUUCUGGGAAAGUGACCGGAAGGUUUAAUCGAAUUUUCCGAAGGUCUAAAGAAGAGAAAGCACCUGAACCAGAGGAAAUAUUGACCGAAGAGGAAACACUCUCCGUACAACCGCUGAGUUUGGAACCUGUUAGUAUUGCUGACAGUAAAGACAACGUAGACUACGAUGACACUGAGGCUAGGCGUGCUCUGCCAGUUGUAAGGGUAACUGUUGACGUAGGUGAUAUGGAACCAGAGGUUGUCAUCUCAGAUGAAAUUGAUGUGGCACUAGUAGAGUCAACUGACUUCAAGUUUGAAGACUUGGAAGAAGAUGAGACGGACAAAGAAACUUCUGAAUCUACUUUUGAAGAAGACGAAGACAGUCUGGACAAGCAUGAUGAAGAAGCGUUUUUUGAAACUGCUUCCACAGAGAUAGUUCCUAAAAGAGUUGUUUACAGAGAGAAGAUUGUGCAGUCAGAUGAACAUGACAAUAAUUCGUUAUCAGAUCUGAAAGGCAGUGAAGUCUCUCCUGAUUACAAUAUUCAAUAUGUCGAAGAAGAAACAAUUCCACAAGGUGGUUUCGUGAGGACUAUUUCUGGGAAAGUGACUGGAAGGUUUAAAAGAAUUUUCAGAAGUUCUAAAGAAGGGAAAGCACCUGAACCAAAGGAAAUAUUGACCGAAGAGGAAACACUCUCCGUACAACCGCUGAGAUUGGAACCUGUUAGUAUUGCUGACAGUAAAGACAACGUAGACGACGAUGACACUGAGGCUAGGCGUGCUCUGCCAGUUGUAAGGGUAACUGUUGACGUAGGUGAUAUGGAACCAGAGGUUGUCAUCUCAGAUGAAAUUGAUGUGGCAGUAGUAGAGUCAACUGACUUCAACUUUGAAGACUUGGAAGAAGAUGAGACGGACAAAGAAACUUCUGAAUCUACUCCUGAAGAAGACGAAGACAGUCUGGACAAGCAUGAUGAAGAAGCGUUUUUUGAAACUGCUUCCACAGAGAUAGUUCCUAGAAGAGUUGUUUACAGAGAGAAGAUUGUGCAGUCAGAUGAAUAUGACAAUAAUUCGUUAUCAGAUCUGAAAGGCAGUGAAGUCUCUCCUGAUUACAAUAUUCAAUAUGUCGAAGAAGAAACAAUUCCACAAGGUGGUGUCGUGAGGACUAUUUCUGGGAAAGUGACCGGGAGGUUUAAACGAAUUUUCAGGAGUUCUAAAGAAGAGAAAGAACCUGAACCAGAGGAAAUAUCAACCGAAGAGGAGACACUCUCCGUACAACCGCUGAGUUUGGAACCUGUUAGUAUUGCUGACAGUAAAGACAACGUAGACGACGAUGACACUGAGGCUAGGCGUGCUCUACCAGUUGUAAGGGUAACCAUUGAUGUAGGUGAUAUGGAACCAGAGGUUGUCAUCUCAGAUGAAAUUGAUGUGGCAGUAGUAGAGUCAACUGACUUCAACUUUGAAAGAUUGGAAGAAGAUGAGACGGACAAAGAAACUUCUGACUCUACUCCUGAAGACGACAAAGACAGUCUGGACAAGCAUGAUGAAGAAGCAAGUUUUGAAACUGCUUCCACAGAGAUAGUUCCUAGAAGAGUUGUUUACAGAGAGAAGAUUGUGCAGUCAGAUGAACAUGACAAUAAUUCGUUAUCAGAUCUGAAAGGCAGUGAAGUCUCUCCUGAUUACAAUAUUCAAUAUGUCGAAGAAGAAACAAUUCCACAAGGUGGUGUCGUGAGGACUAUUUCUGGGAAAGUGACCGGGAGGUUUAAACGAAUUUUCAGGAGUUCUAAAGAAGAGAAAGAACCUGAACCAGAGGAAAUAUCAACCGAAGAGGAGACACUCUCCGUACAACCGCUGAGUUUGGAACCUGUUAGUAUUGCUGACAGUAAAGACAACGUAGACGACGAUGACACUGAGGCUAGGCGUGCUCUACCAGUUGUAAGGGUAACCAUUGAUGUAGGUGAUAUGGAACCAGAGGUUGUCAUCUCAGAUGAAAUUGAUGUGGCAGUAGUAGAGUCAACUGACUUCAACUUUGAAGACUUGGAAGAAGAUGAGACGGACAAAGAAACUUCUGAAUCUACUCCUGAAGAAGACGAGGACAGUUUGAACAAUGAACAAGUCAUUGUCUAUAGUUUUCCAACUGAUCAUGGUCUAGAGGCGAAGUCUUCUGACACCCCCCUAAAGUUUGAUUUGGAAAGCAGUGAAAUUAAAGAAGAUCCUAUAGUUCUGUUUACAGCCCCUGAUUCUUUUGACUUAAAGACGUGGUCGUUGGACGUUGAUGUCAAGGAGGAGCCUAUCAUCGAGUCCUUAGUUCCUAUUGAGUUUCUUGGGAAGAGCCAGCUGUGUGAAAUGCGUUUGUUUGGUGAACCUAGCUGCGUUUACAAGAUCCCUGUAGAUGAUGUCAGAACAGACUGUCACCACGCUUUCAAGAACGAUGAAAGUUGCAUAUCUGGCUUAGCUGCGGAAGUACCUUUUAAGCUCAAUAAGGAUGCUGAUGAGGAAAAUUUAGAGCACAGAAUAAAGGCCAAUGUAGUACCAGACUUGCAAGAGAAGAAAUCUAGAUUAGUUAUCGAACAAUUUGUUGAAACAGUUUUGAACAGAAUUAUCCGUAAUGUAUUUGUUUACGAAAUCUCGAGAAUACACCAAAAGGAUCAAAAACCGAAGGAUGCGACACAAGUAGAAGUAUUGAUAAUUACAAUGGAAGGUCAGGAACCAAAAGAUAUGACUGUCGAAGAAUAUUUAGCAAUGAUGAGGGAAGAUCAGGAAACCAAAGAUCAAACUGUUGAAGACUAUUUAGCAAUGAUGAAGAAAGUUCGGGAGCCAAAUGAUAUAACUGUUGAAGAAUAUUUGUCAAUGAUGAAGGAAGAUCAGGAGCCAAAGGAUAUGACUGUUGAAGAAUAUUUGUCAAUGAUGAAAGAAGAUCGGGAGCCAAAUGAUAUGACUGUCGAAGAAUAUUUGUCAAUGAUGAAGGAAGAUCAGGGACCAAAAGAUAUGACUGUCGAAGAAUAUUUGUCAGUGAUGAGGGAAGAUCAGGAAACCAAAGAUCAAACUGUUGAAGAAUAUUUAGCAAUGAUGAAGAAAGUUCGGGAGCCAAAUGAUAUAACUGUUGAAGAAUAUUUGUCAAUGAUGAAAGAAGAUCGGGAGCCAAAUGAUAUAACUGUUGAAGAAUAUUUGUCAAUGAUGAAAGAAGAUCAGGAGCCAAAAGAUAUGACUGUCGAAGAAUAUUUGUUAAGGAUGAAGGAAGAUCAGGAACCAAAAGAUAUGACCGUCGAAAAAUAUUUGUCAAUGAUAAAGGAAGGUCAGGAGCCAAAAGAUAUAACUGUCGAAGAAUAUUUGUUAAUGAUGAAGGAAGAUCAGGAACCAAAAGAUAUGACUGUCGAAGAAUAUUUGUCAAUGAUGAAGGAAGAUCAGGGACCAAAAGAUAUGACUGUCGAAGAAUAUUUGUCAAUGAUCAAGGAAGAUGAGGAACAAAAAGAUAUAACUGUCGAAAAAUAUUUGUCAAUGAUCAAGGAAGAUGAGGCACAAAAAGAUAUAACUGUCGAAGAAUAUUUGUCAAUGAUGAAGAAAUAUCAGGAACCAAAAGAUAUGACUGUCGAAGAAUAUUUGUCAAUGAUGAAGGAAGAUCAGGAACCAAAAGAUAUGACUGUCGAAAAAUAUUUGUCAAUGAUCAAGGAAGAUGAGGAACAAAAAGAUAUAACUGUCGAAGAAUAUUUGUCAAUGAUGAAGAAAUAUCAGGAACCAAAAGAUAUUACUGUCGAAGAAUAUUUGUCAAUGAUGAAGGAAGAUCAGGAACCAAAAGAUAUGACUGUCGAAAAAUAUUUGUCAAUGAUGAGGGAAGAUCAGGAUACCAAAGAUCAAACUGUUGAAGAAUAUUUAGCAAUGAUGAAGAAAGUUCGGGAGCCAAAAGAUGUGACUGUUGAAGAAUAUUUAGCAAUUUUGAAUAAAGAUAAGGAACCCAAAGAUAAGACUGUCGAAGAAUAUUUAGAAAUGAUGAAAGAAGACGAGGAACUGAAAGACAUGCCAAUAGAGGAGUAUUUGAAAAUGAUAGAAAUGAGAAGAAAAAUUAAAGAUAAUGAAAUUUUGAGCCAAAUGAAAACUCGGAAAUUGGAACUAUUUACCUCAACAUUCGAGUUUACUCGAAAAACGCCUUCCAGGUUGAAUCCUUUCAAAUUUUUCUCCGUAUGUUACAUUCAUGAUCGUCCAGUUGAUCCAGAAUGUAAGUCUAUGCAAAAAGGAGAAAAAUCACAAAUAGACAUAGAAAUUUUAGGGCGAUAUGUUGCAGUUGAGGAGAGGACAGUGACGCUAGAAUUCGAAACCAUGGCAAGUUUACAGGCAUUCGUUAGCACAGAUAAAGAUAUUUUGGUGAAUGGCAUACAUGUGCAAGAAGCAGGCAUGGAAUAUGUUUUGCCUGUAACAGAGCUGGAGUCUCAUAUAUCAAAAUAUGAUGAUACUGUUCCAGAGUUUGAUCAGAUUGCUUUGGAGAAUCUGGUUCCUGAGAUUGUAAUCUUUGAAGAAAAUUUUCCUUCGUAUAAAGAUACUGCUAUUGAGAAUAGUGUACAUCGUUCAAAGCAAGAAGAAGAUAUGAUACAAGAUAAUUGGAUGAACGAUAAAAAAGAAUUAGACUUAGAUAACUGUUUAGCUGACAAAGUCUACUUUUCUGCAAAGACACACCCAACGAGACAUUGCACCGAGGUUUUGCUUUUUAAAAGAUCAUUGAGGACACUGCCAUGGGUUUUGACUUUACGGUUCUUCGAAUCGCCUGCUGCUGUCUCUAGUUUCGAGCCGAAAGCCGAGAACAGGAUGGAUGCAAGUGAAAUAGACAUUAAAUCGAAUUAUGAAACAGCCAUGCUAUCUCUUCCGUGUCAGUUAAGGCUCGUUCAAGACAAAACUGUGUCUGUUAUAUAUCAGACAGUGACUAGUAAGUAUUCACUUGAAUCGUCCAGAAGCAUGCCUGCUUUUUAUCAAGAAGUUGAUAUUAAGGUGAAACGUCAGGUACAUGGAAGGGUUUCAGAAAGAGCGAGAGCUGAAGGAGAUAGGAAAGUGUCAAGACCAGAAAAAGAUAAGAGGCAAACUGAAGCAAAGGCGUUGAAAAUACCACCAGUAUUCAAGAAGACAGAUGGAGGUGAUGAUAGAAUUCAAAUCAAAAAAGAUUUUGGUGUUAUGAGUCGAAGAAAACUAUUAGAAGAAAAAUGGCAAAAAAGCCUCCGUGAAAAUGACAGUCUAAAGUCGCAGGAAUUUAGAGGUAUCGAAAUUAAAACAAGUGAGAUCAUAGAUGUUGGUGAUGCCACAAAAAGUUCUGCGAUAGAGAAGUUACCGCUUGGUGUCGAAGAAUUAAAGGGCAAUGCGAAGGUAUCAGCCUAUUUGUUUUCAAAGGGAAGGCAGGUUUAUGGUGAAGCAGAAACUGAGGAUAGUGUAUUAGAUACAACUAAUGAUUCUGAAGUUGGGAAGGGCAAAAAAACGCCUUUUAGAAGAUCUAGGUCGAGGCAGAGCAGAGAUGUGCCAAGAGUUAUAAUGAAACGACAGAAAUUAUCUGCCACACAGUUUGGCCACCAAGAAGACUCUGAAAUAUCUGGUACUGAGACGUUUACAGAGUCAGAAGAUGGAAGUGCCUUUGCAAUAACAGCAAGCCCAAGUGUAUCUCCUAGAGCUUCGUUUAGAUCUCAUUUGCGUGAAAAUGGCUUCGCGGUGGAAGAUGGGAGUACAUUUGCGGUGGCUGGCAGUCCACUGCCGCAUUCAAAGGAAUCUGAUUUAUCAGAAGCAGAAACCAUUCCAGAAUCAGAAGAUGGCAGUUUAUUUGCAUUGACCGGUAGUGUUAAGGGACAGGUCUCCGAGUCUGAACUGUCUAGCAGUGACACUGUUGUUGAAUCCGAAGACGGGUGUACUUUCGCUGUGACCGGGAAUCGAUCACGCCUAAUCAGUGAAGGAUCUUCGUUCGCCAUCAUUGGAAGUCCUAUUCCCAUUGUGUUGGAGGACGAUACCCUUUUUGCUAGGGAUCGCCAUCAGAACGGAAGCGCGUAUGCAAUUACAGGAAGAAAGAGUCGAUCAUCCGAAUCUACAGACGAAGACCUUGCAGCGAGGGAGCCACGCAGCAGGGAACUUGUGAAGAAGACAGGGGAUAAAAACAAAUCAAAGCUUGCGACUUUUGUAUAACCCUUAUUUGAAGGCAAUCUGUCUCGUUGUGGAUUGGUUAACGAGAACAAUAGCUGGAACAAUAGCCUAAACACGAUUCCAGCGCUCUGCCAUAUUUUUUACAAUGCGAUAAAUGAAAGGGGGACUGGAAACAAUAAAAAGUCCCUUUGUUCUUAUAAUCAAUCAACGUCGUGACAGAUUGCCUUUAAGAGUAAACAUUCUUCUGUAGGAAAACGUGAGUUAUAACAGCUUGUUAAUGAUAAGCCCGCUGAACUUCGAUCGGUAAAUAAUAGAUUUUUUGAUGUUUUCAUUCAAGUUGAAAAUCCAAAUGAUACUUUUAAAGUUGCCAUCUAAAAUUGAACAAACUGGGACAAACUACUUAGAAUACGUCUGGCCAAAAUGCAACAAAAACUCAUAUAGAAGAAUCCUUUUUCUUUAGACAUCUGAUCAAAUGAUUCAUCUCAAGUAAACAAGCGAACCAGUACAAAAAUAAAUGCUCUGAUCACACGUUUAUUUCAAGGUACGUUACUAUCUAUGCAGCCUAAAUUUCACCGUUUAAUCAGUGAUAGCCCGAAAUAGUUUGAACCCUGCUUUUUCAGAUAAAGCAUUUAAUCAGUGGAGUAAUUCCUUUUCUCGUAGUUUCAUAGCAAUAUUUCUUAAUUUGUAGCCUUUUUGUAAACUAGUUUGUUUGAUUUUUAGUUUACGUUUAUGUCUAUUAAAGAUAUAUUUUAUAGGGGGUAAGUCACCAUAAAAAAGCAGAAAUGUAUAAAGAUUGAUUUAUCGAAUUUAAUAAAUCAUUUGACCCACCAUAUAACAUAAAUAUUUUGUAUUUUAUUCGAAUUUUAUCAAAUUAUUUGGGGUUUGCAAAAGUUUGUUGAUCUUUAUUCGCAAAAAGAUAUUUUUUACAAAACAUGUA
Molecule: messenger RNA, 9208 nt
Organism: Rhopilema esculentum
Lineage: Eukaryota; Metazoa; Cnidaria; Scyphozoa; Rhizostomeae; Rhizostomatidae
Source: RefSeq, a predicted model, not a curated record